Molecule: messenger RNA, 1500 nt
Organism: Penicillium lagena
Lineage: Eukaryota; Fungi; Ascomycota; Eurotiomycetes; Eurotiales; Aspergillaceae
Product: aldehyde dehydrogenase family protein
Exons: 3
Coding region: 1-1500 (499 amino acids)
Molecular function (GO): aldehyde dehydrogenase (NAD+) activity
Source: RefSeq, a predicted model, not a curated record
AUGGCUGCUACUGCGAAACUGUCGGAGCCGAUUGAGACUCGGCUAUUCAUCAACGGCGAGUUCCGAUCAUCUUCAGACAACAAGACCUUUGAGGUGAUCUACCCAUUCACCAAAGAGCUAGUCGCAAAUGGUCAGCUCCCAACAACCCAAAACGAUGCCAUCUCUAACCACCCUAUCCCAGUUCACGAAGCCACUAUUGAAGACGUCAAUUCCGCCGUCGCCGCUGCCAAUGCCGCAUUCCCUUCAUGGCGCGAUCUGGGCGUCGGCGGACGAGGAGCGUAUCUACGCAAACUAGCGAGUCUCAUCCUAGAGUCAAAUGACGAGCUAGCAAAGCUCGAAACCCUAUGCACCGGCCGGCCCAUCACGCAGUACUUUGACGCAGGCGCGGCAGCUGAAAACUUCCAAUACUUCGCUGAGACGGCGUGGUCUGCGCAGGGUACGGCGAGUUUCAACACGCCCGGGUUCCUGAAUAUGACCGUUAAGCAGCCCUACGGUGUGGCGGCGCUGAUUAUUCCCUGGAAUUUCCCGCUGGCUACUUUCGCCAUGAAAGUUGCGCCGGCGCUGGCGGCGGGGAAUACAGUUGUCUUGAAGAGUAGUGAGAAAGCGCCGCUGACGUCCCUCUUUGCUGCUAAGCUAAUCGCCAAAGCUGGCUUUCCACCUGGGGUCGUCAAUGUCAUCUCCGGCUUCGGCACCCCAACAGGCGAAGCAAUGGCGUCGCACAUGACGGUCCGGUGCCUCAGCUUCACAGGCUCGACGCUGACCGGCCAGAAGAUCCAGGCCGCGGCGGCAAAGUCAAACCUGAAACACACGCACAUGGAGCUAGGCGGAAAGUCACCAGCGAUCGUAUUCGAGGACGCAGACCUCGAGAACGCAGCGACAGCAACACAGCUCGGCAUCAAGUUAAACAGCGGACAGGUAUGUAUCGCCAACUCACGGGUGUACGUGCACGAGUCCGUCGCCGAGCGAUUCACCCAGCUCUUCCGCGAGAAAUUCGCCGCUACCCAAAUGGGCGACCCCUUGGAUCCGACUACGACCCACGGUCCCCAGAUCGACGUUCUGCAGUAUAACCGCGUGAAAGAUUACCUGUCCAUCGGCCAGAAAGACGGUACAUGCACGCAAGGUGGAGAUGCCAACAACGGAUUCUUCGUGCAUCCGACUGUCUUCGAGGGCGUGCCAGAGGACUCGCGACUCAUGCGCGAAGAAAUCUUUGGUCCCGUGGUUGCUAUCAAUACCUUCAAGACAGAGGAGGAGGUUGUUGCGAAGGCGAAUGAUACCGAGUUCGGCCUUUAUGCCUCCGUCUUCACGAAGGAUAUGGAUCGUGUUAUGCGUCUGACCAAGGAUAUCGAAUCUGGUUUUGUUGCUGUGAAUUGCACCUGUCCGUCUGUGACGAAGGAUGGUGCUUUUGGGGGUGUUAAGAUGAGUGGGAAUGGUCGUGAGGGAUACCUGUAUAGCUUGGAUGAAUACUUGGAGACGAAGUCGAUUCUGGUCAAGAUGGGGUAG